GAAGGUCCAUGUGGGAAGUGGAUCCAGUCAAGGAUUGGAGGUGAAAGAGGCAGUCUCACAAACCAUGAGAGGCUUCACACAGGGGAGAAACCUUACACGUGUUGGGAAUGUGGGAGGAGCUUUUCUUGGAAGGCAAGUCUUUGGGCCCAUGAGAAGGUUCAUGCAGGAAUAAAAACUUACAAAUGCUUUGAGUGUGGAAAAUGUUUCACCCGGAGUUCAACUCUUUGGAAUCAUGCGAAAACACACAGAGGGGAGAAAAACGAAAAGUGCCUCGAAUGUGGGAAAUGUUUUAUCUCAAAAUCAAUCCUAGUGCAACAUCAGAGAAUUCACACCAGAGAGAGACCCUAUGAAUGCCCAGAAUGUGAGAGACGAUUUAUGUUUCCUUCUCUACUUCAGAGGCACCAGAAGGGGCACAAACGGGAGAAACCCUAUGAAUGUGGGGGAUGUGGGAAAGGGGAGAAAUUAUACAGAUGCCUAGAAUGUGGAAAAUGUUUUGCUCAACAGAUAAACCUUUGGAGACAUCAUAAAACCCACACAGGGGAGAAACCACAUCAAUGUAUCGAAUGUGGACAAUUUUAUUCUACCACAUCACAUCUUAGAAGUCAUGUAAAAACUCACACAGGGGAAAGAAAUUACAAAUGUUUAGACUGUGGGAGAGCAUUUGCUCAUUCAUGUUCCCUUAGAAACCACAGCCGAAUCCAUACAGGAGAGAAGCUCCAUAAAUGCUCGGAGUGCGAUAAAUGUUUUUCUCGGAAAGAUACUCUUGAGACCAAUGAGGACGUGUCCAUGAGCUCCACAGAGGAGAAGGGGGCGUUCUUGGAUCGGGACCCACCAACUUUUGGCCGGGACUCCGUUCUAGAGAAUUUGGAAAUCGUGGUUCAGUUGGAGAAGCAGCUUCCUACACAAAGGGCCAAUGGAUUAAGGAGAAAUCAAACUGGUCAUCAAUGA
Messenger RNA from Protobothrops mucrosquamatus (brown spotted pit viper), 948 nucleotides. RefSeq names its product gastrula zinc finger protein XlCGF42.1-like. Gene Ontology annotation, molecular function: DNA-binding transcription repressor activity, RNA polymerase II-specific. Gene Ontology annotation, biological process: negative regulation of transcription by RNA polymerase II. The transcript has 4 exons. The annotation marks the transcript as partial. The record is from RefSeq and is a predicted model, not a curated record. Lineage: Eukaryota; Metazoa; Chordata; Lepidosauria; Squamata; Viperidae.